AUUAAUUAAUCAUUGGCACACAUGAUCGAAACGAAAACAUCUAACGUGAGUUGGAGAAUUAAAAAUGUUUUCCACUUUUAUAUACAUCAUAAUUAUAACAGUUUCAAGUGGUCUUUGUAAAAAUGAAUUAUAUAAGGGAUACAGGAUAUACAAAAUUGAUUUGCUUAAUAUUAAACAAGAGGACAAGUUUAAUUUAUUAAAAAGCGACUUGAUUGACUUUUGGAGGAAGCCCUCGCACAAAUACAAUGUUAGUGGCCAAGCAAUGGUACCACCAUCACAUUUUGAAUGGUUCGAAGAAAAACUCGGAGAAAACAAUAUAACAAGAGAUAUUAUCAUAGAUGAUGUAUUUGAAUAUCUUCAUGAAAUAUUUCUAAAUGAAGAAGGAACAGAGGCGAAUUUUGAUUACAACAACUACCACAGGUAUGACAAAAUAAUAAGUUACUUGAAAUCGAUUGAAGAAGCUUAUUCAAAUUCAAGUGAAAUUUCGAUACAAUUGGUUGAAGCUGGUAGAACAGAUGAAGAUCGACCUUUGGUUUAUUUAACAGUUACUGCUAAAUCUUCCCUGAAAACUCAAAAACCUUUAGUAAUCAUUGAAGCUGGAAUAAAUCCCAGAGAGUGGAUCACAGUACCAUCAGCUAUAAACAUCAUUGACAAAAUAGUCCAAGAAGAUCAGAAGAAUUUUUUGCAAAAUUUACAAUGGAUUAUAAUUCCUGUACUAAAUCCAGAUGGAUAUGAAUACACUCAUACAAAUCUUCGUCUGUGGACGAAAUCAAGAAGCACAAGAAGCUCCCUCGGUCCAAUCUGUCCAGGCGUCAACAUCAAUCGUAAUUUUGACAUUGACUGGCUUUUCUCAGACACGAGCUCCAGUCCGUGUAGUCAUCUAUAUGGUGGUGUGGAAGCAUUUUCUGAACCUGAAACAAAAAUGAUUAAGAAUUUAAUUGAAAAAUAUGGAAGAACUAUACAAUUGUACAUCUCGCUACAGAAUAAUGGACGUUUUAUUUCGUAUCCUUGGCAAUACGAAAGAGCUGCAAGUGGCAUGUUUCGUCAACAUCAUUUACUCGGUUUAGAAAUGACAUCUGCAAUGGGUGAUGAUUAUGUACUUGAUAUUGGUUCUGAAACACUCGGUGAUCGAGCUUCUGGUACCAGUACAGAUUAUGCGAUGGAUAAUGGAGUUUUGUAUACGUUUAACGUCAAUAUUGAAAAGCAAGGUGCAAGCGGUGUGAUCAUACCAGGUAACGAAAUUAAACCAAUUGCUGAAAAUGUAUGGAAUGCAGUAGCUAUCGCAGCCAAAAGUAUUAUGAAACGUAGCGCGAAUACAAAUAGUUAGCGAAUACAAGUUGAUACAGAAUAAAUGUAGAAAAUUAAAACAGUUUUUAAUACAAUUUUAAGGAUUAAUCAUACU
This is a messenger RNA of Vanessa tameamea, 1402 nucleotides long. RefSeq names its product carboxypeptidase B-like. Gene Ontology annotation, molecular function: zinc ion binding; metallocarboxypeptidase activity. The transcript is spliced from 5 exons. NCBI's taxonomy places the organism in Eukaryota, Metazoa, Arthropoda, Insecta, Lepidoptera, Nymphalidae. Bases 65 to 1327 code for a protein of 420 amino acids. Gene Ontology annotation, biological process: proteolysis. The record is from RefSeq and is a predicted model, not a curated record.